UAUCUCUUUUCAAAAAUCCCUAAAACCAUAUUCAUUCACUUCCACUCUCCUCUCUCCACCUUUCGCCAAAACCAAAUUCUUCUCUUCGACUAGCUGAGCCUCCUCCGGCCUUCGAUUCCCGGCGCCGGUCAGUCCCCACGCGUCCUAGCCACCGCAAGCCGCUUCUUUUUCCCACGAUCCUGUCGGUCACCAUUCCCCGAUUAUCUUUUUUUCAAACCCCCAUACUCCUAUUUCGAUAUGGCAGUAGCAGGGUUGAUAGUCGCUGUGGAGCUCAAAUGACACUUCAUUCUGAUUCUUUUUAACUGAAUCUUCUCCUCUUUUGCUCAACUCCGAUCUCAUCCAAUUUUAGAGGUUCUCAAGCUCAAAUCAAGGUUUCAACUCUUCUGAAGUGAUCAGUCUAAGCUGAGUGAAUCCGUCCAUAAUUGUUUAAAUGGCAGAUUCUGAGGAAAAGCCACCAACUGAACAAGUCUGCAAUUUUUUUCGGAAGCCAAUAAAGAACAAAAACAUCAGAAAGCGAACAGUUACCGAGGAUGAUGAAGAAUCAAAUAAAGAUAGCACAUUUUUGCAUAAUCAGAAAAAGCCCCCAAAAGCGGACAAUAAGCUUUAUUUUUCUUCUGGACCGUCUAAAAGCACUACACUUGUGGAGUCAAAUGUAGCACCCGACACUACCGUCUUUCAGUUCGAGUCUUCCAAGGAGAUUCAAGUCCAACACGACAGCAGAGCAACAGCAACACUAGAAACCGAGACUGAUUUCACUAAAGAUGCACGAGCUAUACGUGAGAGAGUUCUAAAGCAGGCAGAGGAAGCUUUGAAGGGAAAGAACAAGAGCGGUGGGGAUGAUAAGCUGUACAAAGGAGUUAAUGCCUAUACUGAUUUUAAGGCUGGGUUUCGAAGGGAGCAAACAGUUUCCAGCGAGAAAGCUGGAGGGUCACAUGGGCCACUCAGGGCUUCUGCUCACAUUAGAGCUACAACGAGAUUUGAUUAUCAGCCGGACAUCUGCAAGGAUUAUAAAGAAACCGGUUAUUGUGGCUAUGGUGAUUCCUGCAAGUUUAUGCACGAUCGAGGGGAUUACAAGUCCGGAUGGCAGAUGGAGAGGGAGUGGGAAGACGCAGAGAAAAUAAGAAAGAGAAAUUUAGCUUUAAGAGAAGCAGGUGAUGGAGAUGACAUUGUUGGUGACGAGAGUGAUGAAGAUGAUGAAAAUGCAUUGCCCUUUGCCUGUUUCAUUUGCCGGCAGCCUUUUGUUGAUCCCGUCGUAACUAAAUGCAAACACUACUUCUGUGAGCAUUGCGCGUUGAGGCAUCAUACAAAGAACAAGAAAUGCUUCGUCUGCAACACGCCUACGCUUGGCAUUUUUAAUACCGCGCAUGAGAUACGAAAAAAGAUGGCCGAAGAGGGCAAAAAGACUGACACUUGAUCUUAACCAACAGAUAUUAGUAUGUGUGUGAAUUAUGAAGAAUGGGCAUCUGAAAAUGGUUGUAAGCUUUGAAAAUUGUAGAAUUGGUCGCUCAACUUUAAAGUAACUUAAUGUAACAAGUAACAUUUUAUUUUCUCUUUAAAUUACAUAGAUUUUUUUUUAUCUGAAAAA
Messenger RNA from Cannabis sativa, 1585 nucleotides. Its product is annotated as zinc finger CCCH domain-containing protein 1. The coding region runs from base 431 to 1414 and encodes 327 amino acids. Lineage: Eukaryota; Viridiplantae; Streptophyta; Magnoliopsida; Rosales; Cannabaceae. Gene Ontology annotation, biological process: snoRNA splicing. Gene Ontology annotation, molecular function: metal ion binding. Gene Ontology annotation, cellular component: U2-type spliceosomal complex. The transcript has 4 exons. The record is from RefSeq and is a predicted model, not a curated record.